AUAUCCAAGGACAAUUUCAAACGGAAUAGGGCAGCUCUGCUUGCACGCCGAGCCCUUUUUACAUAUAAAAAAGAACAUCCACGUGCGGCCAAAAAAUGUUAAAAAUAUUUAAGAAAUAAAUAAACAAAUCCCAACAUAGUUUUGGAGAAGAUUCAUAAAUGUUGCUCAAAUGUAGAGAUCCCACAGGGAUUUUAAUUAAAGAGCGUAAUUAUGUGGAAUUAGGUUAAACACACUACAAAUUAUCCCAAUAAAUAAAACAACGUAAAUAAGAAACAAAAUGAAAGCAAAAAAAAAAAAAAAAAGUGUUUUUACAUCUCAACACACAGACUGCCCCUUUAGAAAAACGACAUGUAUAAUCACAGGCACCUCAUAAAACAUUUAUUGAUGCAAUAUUGCUCUCCUUUGAAUGAAUACAAUAAUUUCAGCCACCGCUGUUUCCUCCCUGAACUUCAGAAAAUGAAACCAAGCCGUUAUGAAACAGAGUAUAACAUAAUAUAUGCUUCCUUGGCAAAUAUUAACAAUGCAUACACCACAUUGUGAACGGAAACGGCUUCUGGUACUUUACAGCGUGUUAUUACAUCUCUUUUACGAGGACUUUGUAAGUCUAUAAAGAGCUUUACAGCCAUUGAGGGUAUGACAGGGCCAUGUUAUAAGAGUUUUCUUAGACAUGAAAGGGAAAUUGUUGUUUAUCUUAAACUUAGAUAUUUUAAUGUUUUCUGAUUGCUUAGAAUAUGUAUUUACCAUUUUUGUAUUCCAUUACUUUGUGUUAUUUCCUGCAAUGAAAGUCUAAAUUCAACCAGAUGAAAAAAGGGGGAGGAUUGAUUCACUGGCUGUAUUGGUAAAUAUGACCACGUGAUCCAUGCAACCAAUCCCUGCAAGAUGCAGGCCAGCAAAAAUACUAUGAUUGUUCAUAGAGGGAAGCUUCGCGUUAACAGCGCGACUCUUUUUAUAUGAGUAAGGAAGGGAUGGAAAAAUGUCUUCCAGCGGCGCUCUCGGUAACUGCUUUGUGGAUGCUGUGAUGGGACAAGAGCCGGAGGAGCUGUACGGGGCUCGCUUCAUCCAGUCCCCGCACACCAUGACCCCGAGGCCGCCGCCAGGUGCCGGGGACAGCGCAGACUUCUCCUCCUGCAGCUUUUCACCAAAGUCCGCCGUUUUCUCGCCAUCCUGGUCCUCGAUGCACCCUCAGGGACUUUAUCACCCCUAUGUCCACCAUCAUCACCACCACCACCAGUCCCAUCUGCCCGCUUCGGACAGCAGAUACGUCGGCGUGCGCUCCUGGAUGGACCCCAUUUCCAACCACGUUUCCUUUGCCGGGUUCCACACCUCCGGGAGCAGACCGUAUGGGACCAAGCCGGAGCUCCUCUUGCCCGGGAAGCCUGCAGGAUGUGACCUGCUGGAGGAGACCGAAGCUAGGGCCAGGGCUGAGGCGCGACCCGUGGCCGCGGAGUUCUCCUGUGGAGGUGCAGAUUGUCCGGAAAAGGCGAGCAGGGAGCAAAGUGGAAGCGAGGCUUCGAGUCACGGCGAGCCCAAAGACGAGAAGCAACAACAACUUGACCCAAACAAUCCUGCUGCAAACUGGAUCCACGCCCGCUCAACGAGAAAGAAGCGCUGCCCCUACACUAAAUAUCAGACUUUAGAGCUGGAGAAAGAGUUUCUCUACAACAUGUAUCUGACAAGGGACCGGCGCUACGAGGUGGCCCGCAUACUCAGUUUAACGGAGAGACAAGUGAAGAUCUGGUUCCAGAACCGGAGGAUGAAGAUGAAGAAGAUGAACAGAGAGAGGAGCGGCAAGGAGAUCAUUUAAUCUCCUUUUUUUGUUGCAACAACAAAGCCGAUCUGAACUUGCCAUCUGAUUUAUUUUGUGCAGCCUUUUUUUAGAUGGGCCUUUGAUUGUAACUGGCAGCAUCAUCGGACACAUAUGCAUCACAUAUGACGAAUGAGAUCCAGGCCGGAUCAUUUAAAGCCAUGCAAACUGGUUUUAAUUUCUUUUUAACCUCAUCAGAUGCAGACUGGGACGUUGAUGCGACAUGAAACGUACCAUUGUGUGUGUGUGUGUGUGUAUUCACGCUAUUUUUUAGAUGUGGAGUAAAAUAUUUCCACUGCAGCAAGACCUUUUGACUGCUCUGUGAGCGAGCACACACACACUCGUCUGUGAUCUGUGCGACGGGAGAUAUAAAUGAUUAAUGUUUACAGAACAAAAAAGGCGUGUGUGCAGCUUCUUUUACUGAGAAGGUGCGAUAUAUGCGGAAAAGACUUAUUCCGUAUUUUUAAUUUACAUAAAUAAAAACUUCCUUAGGAUUUUUAUGUCAGUUAUUAGAUUUGUUUCCAUCAAAAUUAUUAGGCAUUGCUUUCUGACGUACAGUAAGAUGAGUUCAAAUUUAAAAUUUGUUCUAAUAUUGACGAUUUUAAACAGCGAAUAUUUAAUGAGUAAUAAAGUGUUUAUUAUUAUUGGGAGAGGGUGUUUUCGACGGAUUUUCAAUUUAUUGUCCAACUUGCAUCAGGAAUUGCUUUAAAGCAGGAAGAAGCACGGUCCAAUAAAGCUAUAGAAAUGCCCAGACGUCUGGCCUAAAUUAGUUUAUGGGGCCUGCUCGGUAAUUGCACUCUCUCUUUGAAAACCCCUAUCAGCUUCUACUUGGGCUUUUUGGGUCUGUUGCUGACAAACAGAAGGUAUAGACACUCUUUUUUUCACCAGGCUGUCUGGACGAUGAAUUGUUUAGAGGAAAUCACACUCAAAACCCUCCCCUAACUUAAUGGUCAGGUUUAUUCAUCAACUACACUUCCCAAUGAUGGGAAAAACUUCACUUUGACUGCAUGGAGCGCAGUGCGGCCCCUCAAUCUGAAGGCUCCAAUCUGGACUGAAAUGUUAAACCACACCAGGUGCCCCUGCGUUUACAUCCGCGUUGGAUAUUUGCAUUUAUGCAUUGUUGCUCUUAAACGUACUUAAAUGUUUAGAAGCAAACUUCAACUAAAACUGAGCCCUGAAGGAUACAGUUUAAAAUGUAAUCUUUCAACGUCAUUGAAGCACUUUUAAGAAGGAACAUUUUACCGCUAGAGGGCGAUGUUGGUCUUUAAGUGUAGUUGAUUUUAAGGAACAAUGUCGAGAUAUGCAGUGCCCUCAUGCAUGCGUGCAGUGAUCUGUAAGCCAAACACGUCCGUCCAGAUGUAGGGUUGCACACGUUUUUAAAGUUGCACAGUUUAAAUCAUCGCUUCAUAUAUUUAAUUUGCUUUUUAAAAAUUAGAUCAGCUGAUUUGGAAACAGCAUCCAGACCUCCAACCUCCAUGUUACUGCAGAAUGUCACACAUCUGCACACAGAGGCGGCCGGUUUUAGUUGUUGGAAAAUAAAGCAGCUUACUGAAGUCAGCAGGAGCAUGCAGGAAGCUCUUAUCUAUUUGCCGGAAUUAUAUUUCACCAGAGAAUAAAAAUGUCCCAAUUAAAUCCUAACACUCGUUUUCCUGCUCCAGCAAAAAGCGGUUUGUUGCUGUGUUAUCCGUGCAGAUGAAAACACUUAAAGCUCGAUGUGACCUUUAUGCAAAUGUAAAGCAAAAGUGAGCAGCUUCAGAACAGAAACUCAAGUCAUCCACUAAUUAUUUUAUUUAAAUUUUCCAGUCAUUUUAAUAUUAGAAGCCAUUUCACUGAUAAAUUGAACAGCAGUAAUUCAGUACAUAAAAACAGAAUAUUUAAACUGCUAUAUAUGACAGUUCUCCUAAAUAAAUAUUUUACAGAAAGAUGUUGUCAGCAUGCGUAAAAAUCCCGAAGAAUGCUAAGUAAUCCAAACUGUUCCAAUCAAGAACAGCAGCCUAUUUUAUUUCAAGAUGGAGUGCUGGCUGUUUGUUUCUUGAAAGUUAAUAUUACUGUACUUUAAAUUAUAAUAGCUCAACAUUUGUCCAGCAUGCUCACUAGAUCGACAGUACUUCCAUGUAAACAGAUUUUACAUCACAGAACUGACAAAAUAGCUAAAUUUACAGUAAAUUCCAAAACUUACUUAGACAAUUAAAAACAACUGUUGUGAGAAGAGCCAGCCCAAGGCAUAAGUGAGCUAAGCACUCAUAUGGGGCUCGGAAAUCUACAGAAGCCAGAUAAGAGCACUAAAAUUGUCACACAAAUCAAGUUUACAGGUAUAUUCUAUUCAGCAUUAAUUGUGUAAAACCAUUCUUGAUGUUUUGGUUUUUAUCUUAUCUAAAUCAGUGAGAAUCUGACUGUAAAGACUUUUUCUGUUGAAAUAUUUUGUCUCUGAACAGAUUAAUGUUUUAGAUGAAUGCCUUCUGUUUGUAAAUGCUCCUCCGCUCAACUGCAAAGGCAGAGACAAACAGUAAGUGUUGUUGCAUAAAUGACAUGUAAGAGUUAUUAGUUGGGCUGUGUUAACUGAUAGUAACAGAAACUUGCACAACCUCAGGCCAGGUUUGGUUGUGAAUACGGCAAUUUUACUGUUAAAACAAGAAAGAUUGUUCACAGUGAACAAAUAAAAGUUUCCCUUGAA
Messenger RNA from Girardinichthys multiradiatus, 4478 nucleotides. RefSeq names its product homeobox D9a (gene hoxd9a). The record is from RefSeq and is a predicted model, not a curated record. NCBI's taxonomy places the organism in Eukaryota, Metazoa, Chordata, Actinopteri, Cyprinodontiformes, Goodeidae. Gene Ontology annotation, molecular function: DNA-binding transcription factor activity, RNA polymerase II-specific; RNA polymerase II cis-regulatory region sequence-specific DNA binding. Gene Ontology annotation, cellular component: nucleus. Gene Ontology annotation, biological process: DNA-templated transcription; regulation of transcription by RNA polymerase II; proximal/distal pattern formation. The transcript is spliced from 2 exons. The coding region runs from base 974 to 1804 and encodes 276 amino acids.